AUGAAUCAAGAGCACCUAGGUGCACUCGCCAAGCACUGCCGAGUGUGUGGUUCUCAUUAUAAAAAUAAAAAAGGCCGAGCGUACUCUUGCUCAGAGAGAAAGGUCGAUAUCCUAAAGGUGUUCGGCAUAGACAUCAGUGAAGAUGUGGAAACAACUCAUCCACAGUCCUACUGCAAGCAGUGUAACAAUAUUAUGUACAACACAGCAAAGAAAGCUAUGGACGGAAGACAAUACAACCCCAGAAAGGUGAUUGCAUCGUGGUCUGCUCACAGCGAGGACAACUGCCUAGUUUGUUCUAGUUGUAGUACUCACAGUAUUGGUGGGAGGCCAAGAAAACAACUUUAUGCACCUGGCAGGCCAGCAAAAGGCUCCUUCCGGUCAUGCAUCCAGUACGUUCACACGAUCGCUCCUCCCACCUUCUGUCAGCAAGCAACAGUAAUAGCCCCACACGAUAUUUUCGAAUGCCCUCUUUGUUUACACAUUGUAGAUAAGCCGAUCGAGCUGGCUUGUGGUAGUCUGGUCUGUGCGGGUUGUUUGUGCGAGCGCUUAAGAGUAUCUCAAAGCCUGUCGUGUCCCUGCUGCCACUCAGAGCACCUCGAUGACUUCACCACCAUACACCCUCCGUCUGAGAUCACUCUGAGGGCGUUAGGAAACAUGGAGGUCACAUGCAGUAUGUGUGCAAAACGUGGUCAUCUGAGAAAUCACAAGGCUCAUGUUGACAGCAUGUGUGGGACCACACACUUUAAGUCUGCACCUCUCAAUGCAACUGACCUAUUGAGCAUACCGGAAGACGUGAUCUUGACACCACUUGAGGAGAAGCUGAAAUCCAAGCUGAUUAAGCGUAGCAUGCACAACUCCCACACUCUAGAAGUGAAGACAGGAGGACAGCCUCUAACCUUGGUGCAAGUGAGCUCACCUAGAGUGGCCAGUGGAAGUGCCAGUCAAACCACCCUGAGACGCCGCAGUUCUGAGUUGCUAACGGUACGAAAGAGGGUGAGCGGUGGUGAGGAGGCGAUACAGAUGUGUAAUGAGGUCAGGACGACUGGGCAGGAAGAGCGGGAGAAGCUUAUCGAGCAGCUCAAGACCACUACAGGGUGUUUCCAGGUGAAAUUCUCGGUGACAGAAAGCCUGGGGAUUCAAUCGGUCCUUAAUAUACCAAUGAACAAGUUACGACUUAUGAAACGCAUGUUAGGACCAAACGUGAAGAUUGCUUCCGAGAAGAAGAUGAGGGCUGAAGCUGAUAUUCUCGCAGGGGUGGACAAUCUUAAGAGUCAGCUUGUUCCCUUCACCUUCCCACUCAAGGAUGGCAGGCACACAGUUGACAUUCGAAAUGUUCCAAUGUGCUCCACUCCGAAUCUCUGGGAGAAGAUUGAAAACAUGCUGGACUUCAAUGACGAUGAUGAGAGAGGAGUGCACCGACUGACCUGGCAUGGAGGGAAGAUACCCGCCGACGAGAUAUGGGUGAAGCUUGGUGGGGAUAAGGGAGGAGGGAGCUUUAAGAUGACCUUCCAAAUUUGCAACAUUGAUCACCCCAAUUCCCCAGUCAACACUUGUGCCUUCUGCGUGUUUGAAGCUCCAGACAAUGUCACCAACCUCAAGAUUGCUUUGCAGAGGUACGAACAUGAGGUGGACAGUCUUCACAACAAGACAUGGAGGGGAAAGACGAUCAGGGUGUUCUUUAGUGGAGACUAUGAGUUCUUAUGUGCAGCAUUUGGGUUGUCAGGUGCUUCAGGCCGACAUUGCUGCUUAUGGUGUGUGAUCAAAUCAGAGCAGCUGCGUGAUCCACCCGCCAAUGUUCCAACCAGAAGCACUGACAGCAUCCUGCAAGACCACCGCAGCUUUGUUGCAGCUGGAGGGAAACUUGCUCAUGCCAAACACUACAACAACUGUGUCAGGGAACCGUUUUUCAAGAAAAUCCCUCUGAAUCAAGUUUGCCCCCCAGGACUGCAGUUUAGGGAUUUUCUAUCGCCUGUUCUCCAUUGAUGGAAGAUGAGUGCCACCAGCUGGACAUGGAAGUCAGAGGAGAACAAGACAGUCGAGAGAGGGGUGGCCCAUCUUACUCCCACUAUGU
Messenger RNA from Halichondria panicea, 2071 nucleotides. RefSeq lists its product as uncharacterized. The record is from RefSeq and is a predicted model, not a curated record. The transcript is spliced from 7 exons. The coding region runs from base 1 to 1983 and encodes 660 amino acids. NCBI's taxonomy places the organism in Eukaryota, Metazoa, Porifera, Demospongiae, Suberitida, Halichondriidae.